AUGUCCACUGCGCGGAUUGAUUCUGACGAGGAGAGCCUGGGCUCAAUAGAGUCGCUGGAUCACGAGCUGGAUCCGAGCUUGGCUGGCGAAGACGGUCCGUCUGUUGGUCUGCUGGGCCAGCCCAACAGCUUCAUUAUCGGUAUAGCCGAGCAGCACGGGAAAUCAAAUCUCCGCAUGGCGUUCAUGAAUAUGGCGAAUUCGAUUAUCGGUGCAGGCAUCAUUGGCCAGCCGUACGCAUUGCGACAAGCAGGACUGCUUGCUGGUGUGAUUCUCCUUUGCGUAUUGACCGUGGUCAUUGACUGGACAAUCAGGCUGAUGGUGACGAACGCCAAGCUGAGCGGAACAAAGACUUAUCAGGGCACUGUAGAGCAUUGCUUCGGCAAGCCGGGUCUUAUUGCUGUGUCGCUAUCUCAGGGACUUUUCGCCUUUGGCGGUUCAAUGGCAUUUUGUGUGAUUAUUGGCGAUACGAUCCCGCACGUCCUGGCCGCGGUGUUUCCAGGGCUCAAAAACAUUCCGGUUCUUAGUUUGUUGACCCACCGCAACCCGGUCAUUCUUCUAUUUGUUAUGGGCAUCUCGUACCCGCUGUCACUCAAUCGGAACAUCACUGCAUUGGCCAAAGCCAGCAUGCUGGCCCUGGUCUCUAUGUUCGUCAUUACCCUCACUGUUAUCAUAAGAGGCCCCGCUCUGACCCCUGAGGACGCACACAUGACAACGCCUCUUCUCACGAUCAAUUCUGGAUUUUUCCAGGCCGUGUCGGUUAUUUCGUUCGCCUUUGUCUGUCACCAUAACAGCCUGCUUAUUUUCGAUUCCCUGAAAACGCCCAGCAUGGACAGAUUCAAGAUCGUCACGCACUGGAGCACGUUCGUAUCAAUGGUUGCGUGUCUGUUUAUGGGCAUCUCUGGGUUCUUGAGUUUCCAAAACAAAACAAAGGGGAAUGUGCUAAACAACUUCCCCGCGGACGAUACUAUGGCGAACGUGGCCAGGUUUUGCUUUGGCCUGAACAUGGUGACUACCUUCCCUCUCGAGAUUUUCGUUUGCCGCGAAGUGCUCAUCGAGUACCUGUACCCCGGCGAACCGUUUGUGAAAAAGAGGCAUGUCACUGCAACGACCGUGCUCACCCUGGUUGCAAUGGGCGUUGCACUGACAACCUGCAACCUUGGCAUUAUUCUAGAACUUGUUGGUGCAUCAUCUGCAUGCUCAAUGGCCUACAUUCUACCGCCGUUGUGCUUUGUUAAAUUAUCCAAAAAACACCCCCGAUCUCGCACCAAAAUCGCGUGCUAUGCAUGUGCCGCGUUCGGCGCGCUGGUUAUGGUCAUUUCAACAACCCAAUCACUCGCAGCUAUGUUUACUGAAACGGAGCAUUCGCCCUGUGUAUAG
Messenger RNA from Wickerhamiella sorbophila, 1377 nucleotides. Its product is annotated as Vacuolar amino acid transporter 2. The record is from RefSeq and is a predicted model, not a curated record. Gene Ontology annotation, biological process: amino acid transmembrane transport. Gene Ontology annotation, molecular function: amino acid transmembrane transporter activity. The transcript has a single exon. Gene Ontology annotation, cellular component: endoplasmic reticulum. NCBI's taxonomy places the organism in Eukaryota, Fungi, Ascomycota, Dipodascomycetes, Dipodascales, Trichomonascaceae. The coding region runs from base 1 to 1377 and encodes 458 amino acids.